Molecule: messenger RNA, 1312 nt
Organism: Phasianus colchicus (ring-necked pheasant)
Lineage: Eukaryota; Metazoa; Chordata; Aves; Galliformes; Phasianidae
Gene: TMEM170A
Product: transmembrane protein 170A
Biological process (GO): endoplasmic reticulum tubular network organization
Cellular component (GO): endoplasmic reticulum membrane
Source: RefSeq, a predicted model, not a curated record
GGGAAACCGCCCGUCAGUGAGCGGCGCUCGCCAUUGGUCGAAGCGGCGGGCGGGGCGGGCCGGCAGGCAGCCGAGGGGAUGGAGGGCGGCGAGACGGGUGGCGGCGGUCUGCUGCAGCAGAUCCUCAGCCUCCGCCUGGUGCCCCGCGUCGGCAACGGCACCACCUACUCCAGCCCGCUGUCCACCUUCCCAGAGAUGUGGUACGGCGUCUUCCUGUGGGCCCUCGUCUCCUCGCUCUCCUUCCACGUCCCCGCCGCCCUGCUCGCUCUCUUCACCCUCCGGCACCACAAGUACGGCAGGUUCAUGUCCGUCAGCCUCCUGCUGAUGGGCAUCGUGGGACCCAUCACCGCCGGCAUCCUGACAAGUGCAGCUAUUGCUGGAGUUUACAGAGCCGCUGGGAAAAAAAUGAUUCCUUUUGAAGCCCUCAUUUUUGGAGUGGGUCAGACGUUCUGUGUGGUGGUAGUUUCAUUCCUGCGGAUUUUGGCCACUCUCUAGCUUUCCUUCAGAUGCUGGUGAUUGAAAAUGGAAGGGAAGCAAAGCAUCUGCAGCAUGCCUGGUGUCUGUGAAGCCAGUAACGAGGGAGCACAACUUGGAUGGCACCUUGGCGUGCGUUUCCUUCCCACUACAAAGCUGCAUGAAGGCUGUUCCUGCCUCAGGCUGGUGGCAGGGCUCCCUGACUGUGAGAAGCAGGAUUUUCCUUGCAUAGCCUGGCCUGAAGGGCUGCAUGCCACAGACAUGGUGGGGAGAACGUGCUUUCUGUAACUUAUCUUGCUCAUAUAGCAACCAUAACAUCCAAGUUAGUUCUCCUCCAGCACUGCUGAAGCUGUGUCACCAGCCCUGAGUGAGCGCCGGCAGCCAGGCUCUGGUGCUGACUGCUGGCCACAGCACGCCACUAAAUGGGGCUGCAGUCUGCUUCAGAAAUUGAGAUGAAAAUCAUUCAUUUCGUUACGUUUUUGUAACGCUAAGUGCCAAGUGAAACUUUGUUUUCCUGGAGGAUGGGCAGAGGGCUCUGGCAGAGUCUUGCUGACCUCUUGUGGGUGACAAAUUGUAGCAACAGAAUAACUGAACUGCUGGGGGUGAGAAUAUGGCAGCAGGUGGUGUGAUGUGUUCAGAGCUCACUUAAGUCUUUGACUUCUUCCCACUUUGCAGUGAACCCAAAGCUCUUUUAAUGUGAUUCCUUUUUUUUCUUUUUCUUUUUUUUUUUCUUUUAAUGAAAAUCUUCCUUUCUUGUUUUCUUUUCUGGCCCCAUCUUCCUUAUGCCAAGUCAUGGUCAGAGUGAGACUGGGGAGCAGCAAAAGAAAAAAAAAAAAAA